AUGACUGAAGCUCCCGAGUCUAGGUUUUAUACCGAUGUGGAUGCCUUACAAGAAUUGGGAAUAUCAGCGCAAGAUAUAAAGAAGCUUAAGGAUGGCGGAUUUGCUACCAUUAAGGCCGUGUUGACCGCUUCCCGAAAACAGCUAACAAGCCUUAAGGGUAUUAGCGAAAUUAAAGUCGAAAAGAUUAAAGACUCUGCGUCAAAAUUAUCAGGACCAUCUUUUAAAACAGGCAAGUGA
Molecule: messenger RNA, 237 nt
Organism: Puccinia graminis f. sp. tritici CRL 75-36-700-3
Lineage: Eukaryota; Fungi; Basidiomycota; Pucciniomycetes; Pucciniales; Pucciniaceae
Product: meiotic recombination protein DMC1
Exons: 3
Coding region: 1-237 (78 amino acids)
Biological process (GO): DNA recombinase assembly; reciprocal meiotic recombination; chromosome organization involved in meiotic cell cycle
Cellular component (GO): condensed nuclear chromosome
Molecular function (GO): nucleotide binding; DNA strand exchange activity; single-stranded DNA binding
Source: RefSeq, a predicted model, not a curated record